Sitodiplosis mosellana (orange wheat blossom midge) is the source of this 3340-nucleotide messenger RNA. RefSeq names its product uridine-cytidine kinase-like 1. The transcript has 9 exons. Lineage: Eukaryota; Metazoa; Arthropoda; Insecta; Diptera; Cecidomyiidae. Gene Ontology annotation, molecular function: ATP binding; kinase activity. The record is from RefSeq and is a predicted model, not a curated record. Bases 1204 to 2874 code for a protein of 556 amino acids. Gene Ontology annotation, cellular component: cytoplasm.
AUGUAUGGUUUAGUUCAGUUAAGCGCCGAAUUUGUUUGAAUCAAAUUUGCCUUGCAUCACUUUGCUCUUCUUCGGUUGGUCUGUCCGUUGUGUGUGCGCGUGAGUUUGUGAGUAUGCGUGCGUGUACCUUUCCGAUGUGAGGCCCACAAUUAUUUGUUGUAUUGCCUUUUUAUGUCUUUAUUUACUAUAUUAUCAUUCGGAAAAAUGAUUAUGGAACGGCCGCGAUGUUUUUACCUACUCUUGAGUUAGCGAAAUACGCAGUCGAUUUAUAGCAAAGAGAAACAUUGGAUCGCGUGGCGAACAGGACAGAGAGAACAUACGGCAGAGAGAAUAGAAAAGAAUAUGGACACAAACACACAAGAGCAAAACGAUGUCGAAACAGAGAAUAUAGUCCCAAAUAAAAUGAUGCAGAAUUGAGCGUCUGCCGACUUGCUUACUUCCGAUAUUUUCGUCUCCGGUUUGCAUUGGUCACGUCAUUAUUUUGUGGAAUCCUCUAUAUUGUAUUGUGCAUUUUGGUGAAAGUUUGAUUUGAAAAAAAAGGCAAGAGAAAAGACACUUCACAAUAUACUUCUCUAGUUCUACAUCAAAUUUGUAUCCGAAAUGUACGUGGCGUGUGAUGAUUGACAAAAAUUCAGUUCUUAACUAAUAAAUUAUGUUGUUUUAAAAUUACACAAAUGCCGAUCGGACUAUAUUUUAUUGGGGACUAGAUAAGUGUUCGGCCGAUUUUUAGAUGCGGUUUAUUGCCUCUUUUUUGUUCGCUAUUAAAACUCUUCGAUCCAUAUGAUAAAUUAGCACAACGCAACAACAACAGUUAUAAAGAAAACCAGUGUGACGAAAUCAAAUUUUCUGCAUCCGUACCCUACUUACUUUAAUUAAAGAAGUAGACGAAGAUAGAAGAAAUCGGUUUGCUACGUGGGAAUUUCUUUUGUAUUUGUAAAUUUUUGUGUGUGAUUUAAUUGGUUCACCAAAUUUGUUGGCGCAUGAAUUUAUUAUUUAAUUUGUCAUUUAUACGUCGAUGUUUGAUUAACCGGUGAUAAAUAAUACGACUACACCUAUUUUUCUCGCAUCGUUGAAAUAUUUUCAUUUUAAUUAAAUCCAUCAAUAAAAUACGUCGCACAACAUCCUGCUAGUUUUCCACACCAACAAAGAGAACGAUAAAUCAACGGAAGCAGACCAGCGAGAAAAGAGAAUUUCAAGGAAAUCAUGCCGUCUAACACCAAGUUCAACAUUGAUGCUGGAGAGAGGGAGCCGAUUGUAGCCUCAGAUCCAAUUUACAUUGAAACGUCCAAUCACACAGACGAUCCGGACUUUCAAAAUGACAAUGAUCUCUUCUGCCCUGCAUCGCCCACCACGGUUCCAGCAUCAGCCAUCAAAUCUCGAUCGAAUUCAGGUUCAUUACGAUCACCAAGGCAACGUAGACAACGCACAACAUCUAUGAAUCUAACCAAAACGAUUGAUGCAACGGAAUCAAUAAUUCGUGCAAACAACCGUACAAUCUACACAGCUGGUCGUCCGCCAUGGUACAAUUGUGCUGGGCAACAAGUCGAACCAUUUGUAAUAGGCGUUUGCGGUGGAAGCGCAUCUGGUAAGACAACAGUUGCUCAGAAAAUCAUCGAGAGUCUGGACGUACCGUGGGUGACACUGUUAUCAAUGGACUGCUUUUAUAAGUAUCUCGAUGACGAUAAGCACCAAAAAGCCGAACGCAAUGAAUACAAUUUCGAUCAUCCGGAUGCAUUUGACAUUGAUCUCAUGGUUGAUGUAUUGCGUAAGCUGAAAGAAGGUAAAAAAGUGGAAGUGCCAAUCUAUAAUUUUGUGACACAUCAACGGGAAUUAGCGACAAAAACCAUGUAUGGAGCAAAUGUCAUAAUUUUUGAGGGAAUUUUAGUGUUUCACAGUCAAGAGGUGUUAGAUAUGCUAGAUAUGAAAGUAUUUGUGGACACAGACGCUGAUAUACGUUUAGCUCGACGCCUGAAACGCGAUAUUACAAUGAGAGGUAGAGAUAUCGAGGGUGUGAUCAAACAAUAUUCGAGCAUGGUGAAACCAGCUUACUGUAACUAUAUCGCACCAACAAUGGCUCAUGCAGAUAUUAUUGUUCCACGCGGCGGAGACAACAAAGUUGCCAUUCAACUGAUUGUACAGCAUGUGCAUACACAGUUACAAUUGAGAGGCUUUAAGUUAAGAGAACGCUUAGCACAUUCAUAUAUUGGUCAGCCCAUGCCUGAUUCAUUGCAUCUAUUGCCGACAACACCUCAAAUAAAGGGAUUGCAUACAUUUAUUCGGAAUCAAGAAACAUCGCGCGAUGAGUUCAUAUUUUAUUCGAAUCGCCUAAUUCGAUUGGUCAUCGAAUAUUCACUAGGGUUGAUGCCAUUCAAAGAAGCAAAAGUUGAUACACCGCAAAAUUUAUCAUACGAAGGAAAAAGAAUGGCAUGUGAAAAAAUCUGUGGUGUUUCCAUUCUACGAGCCGGUGAAACGAUGGAACAAGCCCUUUGUGAUGUAUGUAAGGAUAUACGCAUUGGAAAAAUACUUAUUCAAACAAAUCAAAGUACUGGCGAACCAGAGUUAUAUUAUUUAAGACUGCCAAAAGAUAUAAGAGAUUGUCGUGUCAUAUUAAUGGAUGCCACGGUUGCAACGGGUGCUGCUGCGAUGAUGGCUAUUCGCGUUCUAUUAGACUAUGAUGUACCCGAAGAAAAUAUACAGCUAGUAUCGUUGUUGAUGGCUGAAAUUGGUGUUCAUUCAAUAGCUUAUGCAUUUCCAAAAGUUCAAAUAGUGAGCACAGCAUUGGAUCCAGAAAUUAAUGAUAAAUUCUACGUGAUUCCCGGCAUCGGGAACUUUGGUGAUCGUUACUUCGGAACUGAACCCGAAAUUAUUUACUAGAUUUCAACCAAGCAUAUAUACACACAACAACGUUCAUAAGAAAAUGAUGAUGCUGACGCUGACGAUGAUAAUCAUUCUCAUUCAUAAAUGAUGUAUUGGCUGCUCAUCCUCUAUACUCAACCAACAUGAGUUCAAGAACCAAAAGUAAAGAUUGUAAUUUUAAAAUAAAACUUUUAUAUGGCAUAUUAAUUUUAUGUGUUAGAUAUUGAUCAAUGAGCAUUUUGUUGACGAUGUUCAAAAAUUAUAUACAAAUGGUUUAUUCAUCUGUGUGUUAAAUGUUUGUUUGAGUGGUAAGGUAUCUGACGAGUGCUUUUCAACAGUGCUCAAAAAUAAAUCAUCUUUGCAUUCAUUCAAGAGGUUAUUUCAGAUUAUCUAUAAGUUCAGUUUAUUUGGUCACUCCGGCGACCGAUAACGAAUUUAAAUCAAUAACCUAGAGAAAAUGAAUAAACAUUUUACAUCAAACUAA